Molecule: messenger RNA, 771 nt
Organism: Aspergillus affinis
Lineage: Eukaryota; Fungi; Ascomycota; Eurotiomycetes; Eurotiales; Aspergillaceae
Product: cytochrome P450
Exons: 2
Coding region: 1-771 (256 amino acids)
Molecular function (GO): iron ion binding; heme binding; oxidoreductase activity, acting on paired donors, with incorporation or reduction of molecular oxygen
Source: RefSeq, a predicted model, not a curated record
AUGAUGCCCAUGCUGAAAUCAAAUGCGCGGACGAGCUCGUAUUCAUCACCUGUGAGAUUAAAGUUAUCCAAAUGGCCGCAUUUUCUGCGUCCGAUUAUCGCAUAUUGGCUGCCUCAGUUACGUCAGAUCCAUCAGAUUCACAAUAAGGUGCAGCAACUCCUCGCGAAAGAGUUCGCGGCAAGACGCAGAGGACAUGAUUAUGAGAAAGAGAAACCCAACACUCUAUUACAAUGGACUUGGGACAACUCAAACGAACACCUGAGGACUGAUGAGUACCAAAGCCGUCUUCAGAUUCUGGCCACAGUACCCACUAUCUUCACGGUUGCUUUCGGAGUCGCACAGUGCAUUUUUGAUCUUGCCUCCCGACCUGAGUAUCUUCCAAUGCUCAGAGAAGAGUUUCAGUCCGUUCUGAAGGCAUCUAACGGUACUCUGAACAAAGAGUCCUUCUCCAAAAUACCAAAAUUGGACAGUUUUAUGAAGGAGUCACAGAGGUUGAGUCCUCUUAUUAUGGUCUCCUUCGAGCGAAAGGUUCUUGAAUCUUUAGUUCUCUCAGACGGUACUAACCUUCCUGCUGGGGCACAUCUUGCUGCUCCCUCCUAUCACAUCGCUAGGGACCCGGAGUUCUUCACGGAGCCGAACGAGUUCGAUGGUCUUCGCUUCUACAAACUCCAGCAGGACCAAAACAGUCGCAGUAGCUCAAAAGAAAGAAAACAUCAGUAUGUUACAAUCGACGAGGCAUCGCUUCACUUAGACGGUAAGUACUCCUUGUAA